Molecule: messenger RNA, 3288 nt
Organism: Sporothrix brasiliensis 5110
Lineage: Eukaryota; Fungi; Ascomycota; Sordariomycetes; Ophiostomatales; Ophiostomataceae
Product: mitochondrial escape protein
Exons: 1
Coding region: 1-3288 (1095 amino acids)
Cellular component (GO): mitochondrial inner membrane
Molecular function (GO): RNA binding
Source: RefSeq, a predicted model, not a curated record
AUGCUCCUCGGGCGCACCUUCCGGCCGGCCACCCGUCGGGCCUGGCAAGGGCAACAACUUUGGCGGCAGGCGCAUUUUCAGGGGGGCCGUUUUCUAUCCCAGAAACACAACCUCUCGUCGUCUUUACCCCUGUCGAUCACAACAGCUUUGCCGGGGUUUGCGACAGCUGCAACAACACAGCUUGCCCGCCGAGCACGCGUGCCGCCCGUGACAUCGCUCGUGCUCUCUGGCCGGCGCUGGGAAACCUCUACCACAGGCGAUGACAAAAGUGGCCACAUCGCCUCCUCACCCGGCGAGGGCAUCAUCUUCCUCGACAAUGUCUUCCCUCUCCGCAUUGGCAACCUCCUCGCCUGGCGGCCCUGGCGAACGUCGGCGGACUACAACGACGGCGAGAUCUCGCAGCUUCUGAAGCGGUUCACCAAAGAUCCCGACAGCAGUGCACCCGCCCCUUCCUCUCCGCCCUCGACUCCCGGCUUUAUGGUGUCUAUCGCGUCUGUGCUGGACCCCGUCAGCCUUGUCAAGCGCGCGAUCCCCGACAGUCUCGACCUGACGGUCUCCGAGAUCAUCCCCCGCCUCAAGGACGGCGGCGUCUUUGUCAAAUUUCGGCAUCCCGCAGACACCAAUCUGGAGGAGAUCGAGUCACGUCUGGCCAAGUCACUGGAAGCACACCCCGUGCGGCCAUGGUUCAACCCGCUCUGGGGCUGCAUGCGUGCCGGUCUCGUGCGCGGCGUGCCGUGGCUCGAAGACCUGGCGUCGCGCGUCCCGUCCAGCCGAGUGCGAGUCGAGUUUUGUGCGCCACCGGCAGCCUCUUCCGGCAGCGGUGGUGUCGGUGAUGCGUCGGGCAGCGCCAACCUCGAGCUAUCCCACGAGACUCUUUAUGGCCUGUUCCGGCGGUACGGCAAGAUUGCCGAAAUCAGCUCGCUGCCCUUUGACUCCAAGACCCUGCCGCGGUACGCCACCAUUGACUUUAUGCGGCUCCGGGAUGCCGUCAUGGCACGCAGCUGUCUACACGGUUUCGUUGUCAGCGGCACCACGCGCUUGCGCACAUCGUACGAGCCGCGCGCCCGCGCCCACCACAUCUGGGACUGGCUGACAUCCCACCCGCGCAUUGUGAUUCCGAUUCUGGCUGCCCUCCUGGCGACCAUUACGGUCGCCGUAUUUGACCCCAUCCGGUCGUUCUUCAUCCGCGCCCACGUGCAACACUCUUUUGCGCUGCGCGACAGCCAGCUCUGGAAGUGGCUCCAGGGUCGUACUAGUGCUUUCGUCGCGUACGCCCGUAACUCGUAUGAUACGGCUGCUGACAACAUGGGCAUCGGCAAUGGAAAGAGUCGCAAGGGACCCGGAAUGAAUGGACAGGACGCCCUCAUGACGCACCGCCGCGACCUUUUGGAUGCACUGCGCACGUGGCUUCUCGAGACGUCCGAGACGUUUAUUGUUGUCCAAGGCCCGCGUGGCUCAGGCAAGAACGAGCUCGUUGUCGACCAGGCACUCAAGGGCCGCAAGGAUGUACUCGUCAUCGACUGCAAGCCGAUUGUCGAAGCGCGCGGCGAGAGCGCCACAAUCAAGAGAAUUGCCACAGCCAUUGGCUACCGGCCCGUGUUCUCGUGGGCCAACAACCUGAGCAGUCUAGUUGAUUUGGCUGUGCAAGGCACAACGGGUGUCAAGACGGGUUUCUCCGAGACACUCGACGAACAGCUGUCCAAGAUUCUGCAGACGGCCACGUCUGCGCUGCGCGAGGUCAGCCUGGACGGGCGCCACAAGACCGAUGUCGAUGCCGACCUCAACGAGGAUGCGUAUCUGGAAGCGCACCCCGAGCGCCGGGCAGUGAUCGUGCUGGACAACUUUGGCCACCGUAACGAGGAUGCCUCAGGCCCGGUCUACGAUAAGCUCGCCGAGUGGGCGGCUACGCUGGUGCAAGGAAACAUUGCACAUGUUGUCUUCCUGACGUCGGAUACGUCGUACCCCAAGGCACUGGUCAAGGCCAUGCCUGACCGUGUGUUCCGACAGAUUGCGCUAGGUGACUUGUCGCCCGAAGUGGCCAUGAACUAUGUGCUGAGCCACCUGGCCGAGAAGGAGGAAGAGGAGGAGGAGGUCGUCGCUGCCGCGGGUGGUGCAGAGGAGCCACAACCGGAACAGCCGGAGACCCCGGCUUCCACUGCGGCGGCGGACAUUGCUAUUGACGCCAAGAAGGCUCGCGAGAAGGCACACGAAUUGGCAGCCCAGCCGAAGCAGCAAUCCAUCCUCGACAAGGUCAUUAUGCCGUUUCAGAAGUCAAAGGCAGAUGGCGACGACACCAGCAAGACGACGACCACAACUGAUGGCAGGGAUGCAGACGCUGCCCAAGGAGCGCUAGCACCACCUACAGAGAAGAAACUCACUGAGAAGGCCGUUGCCAAGGUAAAGGGCCUUACUUCGGCCAGGAAAACGAUAAGGGUCAGCGGUGAACCGAGCACUAUCAACACAGCUGCGGCCAAGGCGGCCCUAGGUGCCGAGGGUGGUGUGCCUGGCAUUAUCAGCGCCACAGCCUCGCAGUCGCAGGUCUCACCUGAACACCAAGACGUCAUCCGCGAGCUGGACGGCUGCAUCGGCGUGCUUGGUGGCCGCUUGACGGACCUCGAAUCCCUGGUCCGCCGCCUGAAGAGUGGCCAGUCGCCGAAGCGGGCCGUGUCGGAGAUUGUGGAGCAGAGCGCCUCGGAGAUCAUCAAGAUGUUCCUGUUGUCUCAGCCCAAGACGUCGUCGACGUCGAGCGGAAGUGGCUCGUCGUCCAGUGCGCCUGCUGCUGCCGCAGCUUCGUCGCCGUCGAGCCGCGCAUGGACAGCUGAGCAAGCGUGGUACCUCGUGCGCGAGAUUGGCGCCAAGGGCGGCGACAUUUGCUACAACGAUAUUUUACUGUCCGACACAUUCGCCUCCUCGAAUGCUGGCAUUGCAGCCAUUGACGCCCUGGCGGCCGCUGAGCUCGUGACGGUCAAGUCGUUCCGCGGCCGACCGCAGUCCAUAAAGGCCGGCAGCCCUGUCUACCUGGCGGCGUUCCAGUUCCUCCGCUCCGAUGCUGCCUUGGCGGCUCGUCUCGACCGUGGCGUGUUGGCGGAAAAGGCCGACACCGAGGCCAAGACGGUGGCCAAGGUCGAGCAGGAGCUGGCACUGCUGGGCACGUUGCCGAAGCAGCCGCAGCAGACGAUCGACCGGAUGACGUACUUGCUAGACAAGCUUCAGGCGUCGCAGACCAAGAUCCGGACGUACGAGGUAGAGAUGGCACGCCUUAAGAAGAUCAUGUCCGAGGCGACAUGA